Molecule: messenger RNA, 924 nt
Organism: Geodia barretti
Lineage: Eukaryota; Metazoa; Porifera; Demospongiae; Tetractinellida; Geodiidae
Source: the annotation of a GenBank genome assembly
CUGGAAUCCGCCAAAAGCGAGUUUGCCCUGCGGCACCAGCAAUUUCAGGAACUGGUGAAACCGCUGGCGGAAAACUACGGCAAACUGAAUCCCCAGAUAGAAUCGCUGAGCACGCAGGUGAAGUCCGUCACUGCGGAAACCAGCAAGUUGUCGACUGCUUUGACCGACAACCGGAAAGCCGGCCACUGGGGGGAGGUGCAGCUCCGAAAGGUCGCCGAGCUGGCCGGCAUGUCCCAGCACUGCGAUUUUGCAGAGCAAACCGGCGUGCCCGACGGUCGGCCGGACAUGAUUGUCAAUCUUCCGGAACGGCGGGCGGUGGUGGUAGACGCCAAAGCCCCACUCAAUGCUUACCUGGCAGCCCAGAACGCCGCCGAGGGUGAGUCUGCGGACGCCAUCUGGAUGCGACACCCCCGUGCGUUGCGCGCCCAGGUGGACGACCUUUCCAGGAAGGGUUACGGCGUGAGUGUCGCGGGUUCGCUGGAUUUCGUGGUGAUGUUCGUUCCCGGCGACCAGUUCCUGUCCUCGGCUCUGCACGCUAAUCCCAAUCUCAUCGAAUACGCUAUGAGCAAGCGGAUUGCCAUCGCCACCCCCGCUUCCCUUAUUGCGAUGUUGUGGGCCGUGGCCAACGGAUGGCAGCAGUUCCGGCUGGCGCAGGACGCCGCCAGAAUCAAGGACGUGGGCGAAGAAAUGCAUAAACGUAUGCAGAUUUUCAUGCGGCACUACCAGAACGUGGGCAAAGAAUUGGAUUCGGCGGUUAAGGCGUACAACUCGUCCAUCAGCUCUUUCGAUCAAAGGGUGGUACCCCAGGGGCGACGUUUCGCCGACCUGGUGGUGAGCGAUGAGGACGAUUUCCAGGCCCAACGCCGAUUGAGUCCUCCCCGUCGGAUUCCAGAUACAGCGACCACCUGGCGGCUUGAACCAUGA